CCUGCGCAGGCCUAGUGCACACUCCAGAGAGGCAGCGGAGGUGAGGGCUCCGGUUCACUGGGAACCCAGUCCUGCCCAGAAGGCUCAUGGAGCCCGGAGCACGCGGAGCCCUCCUCCCGAGGGCUAGCAGGUUCCUUCUGGACCUGUAGUCUAGCCGCCAUGGCGCACGGUUUCUUGGUGGGUUUCGACCCACUGGGCCUUGGAGACCUAAGCUCUGGCUCUCUGAGCUCCCUCUCCUCCCGAGGCCACCUGGGCAGCGACACAGGCUCCGCAACGCGAUACCUGCUGAGGAAGCAACAGCGGCUGCUGAAUGGGCCCUCCCGCGGAAUCCGAGCCUCAUCUCCCAUGGGCCGUGUCAUCCUCAUCAACUCCCCCAUCGAAGCCAACAGUGAUGAGAGCGACAUCAUCCAUGCGGUCCGGGUGGAGAAGAGUCCAGCAGGGAGGCUGGGUUUCAGCGUGCGCGGCGGCUCUGAGCAUGGCCUGGGCAUCUUCGUCAGCAAGGUGGAGGAGGGGAGCAGUGCAGAGCGGGCUGGCCUGUGUGUGGGGGACAAGAUCACGGAGGUGAACGGGCUGAGCCUGGAGAGCACCACCAUGGGCAGCGCCGUGAAGGUCCUGACGGGCAGCAGCCGCCUGCACAUGAUGGUGAGGCGCAUGGGCCGUGUGCCCGGCAUCAAAUUCUCCAAGGAGAAGACCACGUGGGUGGACGUGGUGAAUCGGCGGCUGGUAGUGGAGAAGUGCAGCUCCACGCCGUCAGAGAGCAGCUCGGAGGACGGGGUGCGGCGCAUCGUCCACCUCUACACGACCUCCGAUGACUUCUGCCUGGGCUUCAACAUCCGAGGGGGCAAGGAGUUUGGCCUGGGCAUCUACGUGUCCAAAGUGGAUCAUGGUGGGCUGGCCGAGGAGAACGGUAUCAAGGUGGGAGACCAGGUCCUGGCGGCCAACGGUGUCAGGUUCGAUGACAUCAGCCACAGCCAGGCCGUGGAGGUGCUGAAGGGCCAAACGCACAUCAUGUUGACCAUCAAGGAGACUGGCCGGUACCCUGCCUACAAGGAGAUGGUUUCUGAGUACUGUUGGCUGGACCGACUGAGCAACGGGGUGUUGCAGCAGCUGUCCCAGGCCUCUGAGAGCAGCUCCAGCGUCUCCUCAUACGCCUCCAGCGCCCCCUACAGCUCGGCUGAGGGCUCCAGCUCCCUGCCCUCUGACCGCUUGGAUGUCUGCCUGGGGCCGGAGGAGCCCAGCAGCCGAGGCCCAGGCUGGGGGCGAGCAGACACAGCCAUGCAGACGGACCCCGAUGUGGGCGGCCGCGUGGAGACCUGGUGCAGCGUGCGGCCCACAGUCAUCCUCAGGGACACAGCCAUCCGCUCCGACGGACCCUCCGCCGCCCGCCGCGUUGACUCUGCUCUCUCUGAGUCCCCCAAGACUGCUCUGCUGCUGGCCCUCAGCCGACCCCGGCCCCCCAUUACACGCUCCCAGAGCCACCUGACCUUGUGGGAAGAGAAGAAGCAGCGGAAGAAGGAGAAGUCGGGGUCCUCUGGGGAGAAGGGGGCCCUGCAACGCUCCAAGACACUGAUGAACCUCUUCUUCAAGGGAGGGCGGCAGGGGCGGCUGGGGGACGGGCGCAGAGAGGCCUGGACACUGGAGAGAGGGAGCCCGGCCAAGCCCCGUCCUCGCCUGGACAUGGAGAAAGAUUGGGGACAGGGCCUGCUGCUGAGCCUUUUCUUCUUAGCAGGGGGAGCAGGACCUGUGCAGAAGUUUGUCACCUGGAGGCUGAGACGUGACCGGGAGAGGGGCCGGGCCCUGCUCUCUGCCAGGUCCGGGAGCCCCUCCAGCCAGCUGCCCAAUGUGGAUGAGCAGGUGCAGGCCUGGGAGAGCCGUCGGCCCCUUAUUCAGGACCUGGCCCGGCGGCUGCUGACUGACGAUGAGGUGCUGGCCGUCACCCGCCACUGCUCCCGGUACGUGCACGAGGGCGGCGUGGAGGACCUGGUGAGGCCCCUGCUGGCCAUCCUGGACAAGCCCGCAAAGCUGCUGCUGCUGCGGGACAUCAGGAGUGUGGUGGCCCCCACGGACCUGGGCCGCUUCGACAGCAUGGUGAUGCCUGUGGAGCUGGAGGCGUUUGAGGCCCUCAAGAGCCGGGCAGUACGGCCUCCUGCCCUGCGACCAGCCCGGCAAGACACACCACCCAAGCGUCACCUCAUCACCCCUGUGCCUGCCGUGGAGGCUUCUACCUGCUGCCUGCGAAUGGCUUCUCUGAGGAGGAAGAUGAUGGGGAGCUGAGGGAGCGGCUGGGGGACCUCCGGGUCUCCCUGGGUACCUCUGCCUCCUGCCACCCUCAUAAAGGGAUCCCCCCUCUCCAAGACGUGCCAGUAGAUGCCUU
Myotis brandtii (Brandt's bat) is the source of this 2374-nucleotide messenger RNA. RefSeq names its product PDZ domain containing 7 (gene PDZD7). Lineage: Eukaryota; Metazoa; Chordata; Mammalia; Chiroptera; Vespertilionidae. Gene Ontology annotation, biological process: sensory perception of sound; auditory receptor cell stereocilium organization. The transcript has 14 exons. Gene Ontology annotation, molecular function: protein binding. Bases 160 to 2274 code for a protein of 704 amino acids. The record is from RefSeq and is a predicted model, not a curated record. Gene Ontology annotation, cellular component: cilium; stereocilia ankle link complex; stereocilium tip.